This is a messenger RNA of Talaromyces proteolyticus, 2310 nucleotides long. Its product is annotated as small oligopeptide transporter, OPT family. The record is from RefSeq and is a predicted model, not a curated record. Bases 1 to 2310 code for a protein of 769 amino acids. The transcript is spliced from 4 exons. Lineage: Eukaryota; Fungi; Ascomycota; Eurotiomycetes; Eurotiales; Trichocomaceae. Gene Ontology annotation, biological process: transmembrane transport. Gene Ontology annotation, molecular function: oligopeptide transmembrane transporter activity.
AUGGAGCCUGCCACAAAGGAUCUUGACACCGAGCCAAAGACUGCCGCAAUCGGCGAUGAAGAGGUCGAACAUGGUCGUCUCGAAGAGCUGGAGGUCGAUCUCGCGGCAGUUGUCGGAGACGAUACCGAAUUCACAUACGAAUCAAACCGAUCCCCCUUUCCUGAAGUGCGAUCGGUUGUGCCUGAGGUUGACGACCCGAGUAUGCCCAUCAACACGCUACGAAUGUGGAUCGUGGGCAUCCUUUUCACAAUUAUUGGAUCUGGAGUGAAUCAGUUCUUCAGCUUGCGAUAUCCAGCCGUUCAUAUAGCCAAUGUGGUCGCGGAGUUGCUGGCAUUUCCAUGCGGGGUGCUUCUUGCAAAGAUUCUCCCCAACUGGACAAUCGACUUUGGUCGCUUUGGCAAAUGGGAAAUGAACCCCGAUGACAAGUUCAACAUUAAAGAGCACACUGUGAUUGUGAUCAUGAGCAAUGUGUCCUUUGGGUAUUUCUCCGCCGAUUCAACUAACAUCCUUCAAGCCUCAUCCAAACAGUUUUACAACUUUGGUCUUAAGACGGGGUUCAAUGUCAUGGUAGUUUUGGUUGCACAGCUUCUAGGAUUUGGAGUUGCUGGCCUAUCUUCUCCCUGGAUUGUCGAGCCUGCAGCUAUAGUUUGGCCAGGCGUUCUCUCGAAUUGUGCCCUUCUGGAAAGUCUUCAUUCUCGGGCGAAUGCGAUGGCUAAUGGGUGGAAGAUCUCACGUUUGAGAUUCUUCCUUUUGAUCAUGACAAUUGCAUUUGUCUGGUACUGGUUCCCAGGAUUGAUCUUCACGGCCCUGAGCUACUUCACAUGGGUUUGCUGGAUUGCCCCAAACAAUAAAAUAGUAAACCAUCUCUUUGGCAUGCAAACGGGGUUAGGGCUCAGUCCGAUUACAUUUGACUGGAGCCAGAUUGCAUACAACACAAACCCGCUCUUGUCACCAUCGUGGGCUGCCCUGAAUGUGUUUGGAGGCUUUAUUGUUGCAUUUUGGAUUAUCGUGCCAAUUCUGUACUACACAAAUACCUGGUCUACGGCCUAUCUUCCGCUCAUGACUGCUGAUGUGUAUGAUCGGUUUGGAAGCGUGUAUAACACGAGCCUUGUCGUUGGAGCCGAUAAUACGCUAGAUAUUGAGAGCUACAAGAACUACUCGCCUCCCUAUCUCCCCGCGACUUUUGCAUUUGUCUAUGGCCUUUCAUUUGCAUCCAUCACUGCAGUACUUACUCACGUCUACCUACAUCACUGGGAUGAUCUCGUGGCUGCUUUUCGGGGCACUACAAGACUGGAUAUCCAUGCGAGGCUCAUGAGAGUUUACAAAAAGACACCGUGGUACUGGUACGCAACUAUCAUUGUCAUCAUCAUGGCAAUGGCUAUAGCAAUGGUGGAAGUCUAUGAUACCAACCUACCCGUCUAUGGUGUUUUCCUGGCGUUCAUCAUCCCGGCCAUCUAUAUGGUACCCUGUGGGAUUAUUCAAGGCAUCACGAACGUAGACGCAAACCAACUUAACGUGCUGAGCGAGUUUAUUGGAGGGUACAUGUUUCCGGGAAAGCCACUUGCCAACAUGUGCUUCAAGAUCCUGUCAACAGACGUAGUGGGCCAGGGAAUUUACUUCGCAAUGGAUAUGAAACUAGGCCACUACAUGAAGGUCCCGCCUCGCACCUUAUUCUUCGCCCAGGGAAUUGCAACAAUUAUCGGCGCACUUACACAGGUUGGCGUUACUCUCUGGAUGCUGGGAAAUAUCAACGACAUCUGCUCAUCCGAUCAGUCCGAUGGAUUUAGCUGCCCUAACGGCCGAACUGUUUAUAGUAGCAGUGUGAUCUGGGGAUUAGUAGGACCCAGUCGGCUUUACUCGGCGGGUAAGAUCUACUCCAAGCUGAACCACUUUUUCUGGGUGGGUGCUAUUUCACCGGUAAUUACCUGGGCGUUGUGGAAGUAUACCAAGAAGGACUUCUGGAGGAAGGUUAAUUGGCCGUUGAUUUGGGUUGGAACUUGGAACGUGCCACCUGCAACCGGAAUCAACUAUUCCAGUUGGGCAAUCGUAAAUCUAAUUUUCAAUCACUGGAUCAAACGAAGAUUUUUUGCCUGGUGGACCAAAUACAACUAUGUACUGGCAGCCGCUCUCGACACCGGAAUUGCAAUCAGCGGCAUUAUUAUCUUCUUCUGCGUCUCCUACCCUGGUGCAGUUUUCCCGGAUUGGUGGGGGAAUACGGUGUAUGUGAAUACUGCGGAUGGACAAGGUGUGCCAUGGCUGGAUAUGCCUACGGAGGGCUAUUUUGGGCCACCGAAUGGAACGUGGUCGUAA